This is a messenger RNA of Komagataella phaffii GS115, 528 nucleotides long. RefSeq lists its product as uncharacterized. The record is from RefSeq and is a predicted model, not a curated record. Bases 1 to 528 code for a protein of 175 amino acids. Lineage: Eukaryota; Fungi; Ascomycota; Pichiomycetes; Pichiales; Pichiaceae. The transcript has a single exon. Gene Ontology annotation, cellular component: cytoplasm. Gene Ontology annotation, biological process: N-acetylglucosamine metabolic process.
AUGAUUGGUUCUUUGCCUAUAUCCUGGGAUCAACUAAUUGAAAUAGUAAAUAGAAAUGAUAUUGACAAGCUUUAUCGAUCACGCGAUUGCAAGAAAUGCUACGACAUGCACAAACAACAUCUCAUUUAUCAAGGCAGUUCUGUUGAGAACUAUGUGCUUCAAAAAUUGAAGUGGCACAAGGGAGAUGACGGAAACUACUUUGGAGAGUCGUCUCGACCCUACCAUGUAGAACGUAAUCAGUUUCCUUACUUUUUUACACCGGAUUUGGUUCACUUGGUAGCUUGGCUGAAAACUGAGAUCCCUCCAGAUCCUCAUUCACCACUGGGAGAUAUUUCGGAGGAAACCAGGAAAAGAUUAGAUGCAUUGAUAACCGAGUUGUUUGUUUUAAGAGUUGGCAUAGAUCGAUCCCGACUAAUAUGGUUCCGUAAUUGGGGAGCGUUACAGAGUAUAAAAGCGGUACCACACAUUCAUAUUGUAGUAAAAAACUUGAGUAAAGAGGAAGAAUUUAAGAUCUCUACUGAGCUGUAA